AUGAAAAAAGACUUUUAUCGUCAAUUGGACCCAGUUGAAGAAAAGAUUGUUCCACCAGAAAAUGUCACAGUAACCUCCUCAGAUGCUAAAGAGGCCACUGUUAAUGAAAAGGAUGCUAAGCAAGGUGUUCUAUCGCAAAGGAUAAUGAGAUAUAUCGGGCAGAAUGAGCUCGUAGACGGCAUUUCAGUUCGUGAUCCCGAUUACCUGAAGAAAUUUUUCAACGAGAAAAGACAGAAAUUGUCUGUUAAAUGGGAUAAAACAACAAGAAAAGUCGACAACGUCGUCGGGAAAUAUUAUGCUCGUGAAAAGAGUUUUACAUCAACCAUCGGAAACUUGCAUACAGACCCAAAGGAGCAUCUAAUACCAGGGCUUUCUUCUACGUUAGUUGCCUUUAUGGCAGGUUCUGUCUUGACAAGAAAAAGGACGUGGUUACUUCGUGCUACCAUGCCCUUUGUAUUGGGAUCAUGUUGUUUUGCAUAUGCAAUGCCAAACACCUUCAAAAACACUAUGGAUCUUAUCCAUGAUUUGGAAAAAAACGCUUUUCCUAACUUGGUUCAGAGGCAAGAUCAUGUAUGGGGAGAAAUCAAAAGGUUAAGUAACGCGUCUAUAAAAUACUACAGUGACGCAAAGAAAUGGCUUGAAAAAGAUGUAGAAAAAACGGGGGAUACAAUCAAAGAUUGGACUGGUGUAAAUGUAAAGUAA
Messenger RNA from Saccharomyces kudriavzevii IFO 1802, 702 nucleotides. RefSeq names its product Mic26p (gene MIC26). Gene Ontology annotation, biological process: cristae formation. Bases 1 to 702 code for a protein of 233 amino acids. Gene Ontology annotation, cellular component: mitochondrial crista junction; MICOS complex. The transcript has a single exon. The record is from RefSeq and is a predicted model, not a curated record. Lineage: Eukaryota; Fungi; Ascomycota; Saccharomycetes; Saccharomycetales; Saccharomycetaceae.